This is a messenger RNA of Patiria miniata (bat star), 2913 nucleotides long. RefSeq names its product degenerin unc-8-like. Bases 66 to 1580 code for a protein of 504 amino acids. Lineage: Eukaryota; Metazoa; Echinodermata; Asteroidea; Valvatida; Asterinidae. Gene Ontology annotation, molecular function: ligand-gated sodium channel activity. Gene Ontology annotation, biological process: sodium ion transmembrane transport. The transcript has 11 exons. The record is from RefSeq and is a predicted model, not a curated record. Gene Ontology annotation, cellular component: membrane.
UCAUAGUUUCAUACUUUCCCAGUUUCUUGUGAGGUAUCUGGGGCUGGACACACCACCCACGAACAAUGGGUGACCAAGCACAGCCAGUUAACGCCUCACGAAUUUUUCGCACCGUGGAGAACAUCAGCGCGCACGGUCUUCCCAACAUCGGAAGGGCAGCCACUCACAAGCGCCGGCUGGUCUGGGCCUGUCUGUUCCUGGCCGGCUUCGGGUUUUUUCUCAGUCAGAGCAGCCAACUGAUUGUCCGGUUCCUCAAGUACAACGUCAACGUGAACGUCGAGCUAGGGUUUGAGACGGAAGCCACGUUCCCCGCCGUGACGUUCUGCAACCUGAACAGGAUUCCUCUGUUAGCCGUGUUAAGCGACGGCAAAUUCUUGCAGCUUCAGGGCUUGAUAGACGGAUUCCUGGAACACCAGGAAUAUCAAUCGUGGGACUAUGACUUAACGUAUGAUGAGAUAGACACAAGCUUCGCUAUUACAGCCUUGUCAAUCGACAUCUUGUCGAGCCUUCCCUAUGCAAACCGUUCCUCUACUGGGCAUCCUCUAUCGGAUAUGAUGCUGUCCUGCACGUUCAGGGGAUACCCAUGCUCGCCAAAGAAUUUCACCCAUUUCUACAACUACCUGUACGGCAAUUGUUACACGUUUAACUUUUAUGGCAGACGCGCUCAAAAGGUAACACAGGCCGGGCCAUUUGGUGGACUUACUAUGGAGCUUUACAUUGAUCAGCCACAAUACGUACCCGGUCUACAGAACUCAGCUGGAGUCAAGGUCUUCAUCUCAGAACAAAACCAGGUCCCGUUUCCUGAGGACAAAGGGGUUAUUGUCGGUCCUGGUUACGAAACCUCAAUUGCAUUGAAGAAGGUUCGUAUUGAUCGAAUCGGUGAGCCUUACACAAACUGCUCCAAGGGUGCGAGUACCAUCUACAGUGACUUUUAUGAGAAUGUCGAAUACAGCCUGUUGGCAUGCGAAAAGAGCUGUGUGGUCCGAGAGAUUUUGAAGGCCUGCCAAUGCGCCGACGUGAGAUACCGGUUCACCGAUGAACACAAACCGUGCUAUUCGUCUAACAUGACACUGACGGACUGUGCGAAUCGGAUACACGAAGCCUAUGCCUACAACAAUCUAGACUGCCACUGCCAGUUACCAUGCAGGGAGGAUGUGUUUGAAGAAACAGUAUCGACUGCGCUAUGGCCGAAUGACAACUACCAGCCUCUAAUGGAGGCAGCUGUCAAAAACAUAUCCCCGAGGUUUUCGUACGAUCUUGAAAACGACGAAAACUUUGUUAGCAAAAACUUAGUGAAGCUGAACGUCUUCAUGUCCAGCCUACAGUAUCAACACAUCUUCCAAACACCUGAAUACGGCUCUGAGAACCUGAUCAGCGACCUAGGGGGUCAGGUAGGGUUCUGGAUGGGCUUCUCCAUCCUGACCCUCUUCGAAAUCGUGGAGAUGAUCUUCGACCUGAUAGUGACCACAUGCGGCAAACUUAAAAUGAGGAAAAGGGUCUCGGACAAGCUGAAAGACAUGGAAGGACUUGACGUUCCAACUGUCUCCUCCACUGUGAACACGAUAACUCCAGUCGAGUAGGGACCAAUCGGCCGCUUGAGGGCAGCAGAUUGCAUUGUUAUUAACCCAUCCGUUGCUGUGCAGUCUCACUCAUUCUCAAUCGUGUUUUAAUAACUUUAUGCUUAUUUUCAAUUCCUUCAUUGUAUUCAGAGAUAAAAUUAAUUAUAUUUAGAUACAAAAUCAGAGUUUUUAGGCGUGCACAUGCAUGACUGAUGUUAACAAUAAGUGAUAAUGAAUUGUUUUGAACUGGCUAUAAAAUGAAAGUACAAUAAUUACUUAAACAUGAAAUAAAAUGUAAAUAUUCUAAUAUGUAUGGAUUCUAGAUUUAGUCAGGCUUGCUUGAAUACAGUUCUUAACAACGAUCGGUUUAGAUUUGUUAUGUGUAUAUGACCUUUAGUCCUUCAAGUUUAUCAAAAAAGUGUGUGUCCCAAAAGACAUUUUAAUCUUACAUUUAAGUUGUAUCCAAUGACUCGUCUUUGUACGAGUGCUCUAAGUUCGACUAGUCCACAUGCAUUUUAGAUUUUCAGAAGUUGGAGGUCAAUUUUUGGCACGAUAUUUCUCUUCCACGUCAUGCGAUUUUCCAGUUUCCAUAACUUGAGAUGCUAUAGUACCAAUUUUACCAAGCUAACUUUCAUAUUUGAGGGGUCCGGAAGCGCGUUGGUAUAGGGGCCAACUUUCAAGCUCUGUGCCCGGGCACUAUCCGAGAAUGUCGACAAAAUGCAUUCGGUAAACUUAGGACAGUUUUAGAAACCGGAGGAAUUCCUCCCAUUUUGUUCACUUGACCAAAGCGUCAAAAUGAAUGACCAAAAACGGAUUUGCUUUUUGAAUUUAACGCCGAUCGCCACAUGAGACACAUUUACCGAAAUUAGGGGAUGACUUAGAAUCCCUCGAAACAUUUGAAUGAUAUUGCAUGCCAUCCAAUGGUGGCUUUUUAUAAUUGAAAUUGAGAAUUGAGCUCGACGGUGUUCGGGGACGAAAUUAAACUAUCACUAUAUGAAGUUUGUGUGAUAUAAGCGGUAAAUAGGAAAAAAAGUAUAAUACAGGUUUUCCCGGCCUUUUUUUAAAACGUUUUUCAUUCCGAUGGCCCCUUUUUAACAUUCUUUUAGUAAAACCAAUUUAGUCAUUUAUCAUUCAAUUUCAACGUUUGGUCAACCUAUUUAGUACUUGGUGAAGAAUAUUCGUCAAUACAUAUUGAAUUCGUCUUAUAUCAGUCAAUUUAAAACUUUAAGUAAAAUGUUAGUGUUUUAAAGUUAUAGUGUUAAGUAAAUUAUUCUGGUGUGUGCUGAAACAUUUUCCUUGUGUCCUCGAUCUACUAAAACUUCAUCCGGUUAGUUGUUAAGUACGGAAGCGUAGA